Messenger RNA from Protopolystoma xenopodis, 246 nucleotides. The record is from the annotation of a GenBank genome assembly. NCBI's taxonomy places the organism in Eukaryota, Metazoa, Platyhelminthes, Monogenea, Polystomatidea, Polystomatidae.
GCUGUAUUAGGCAUUAUAAAUAUGGCGGAAUCAUCAUCAAAGCCUGUCCCGACUCCCCAAGGACCCCUUUCUACCAUGCCCGAAUCUCACGGACGAAGCACCAUUAUACGCUACCUUCUUUCCAGUGAGCAUAAUCGUUUCUUAUCACGUGGUCUGGCUAUUUUUGCAUGGCCUGCUCUUCUAGCGUCUUUGCAGGAAGCCGACAUCUUCGAGGCUGCUCGAGCCUAUUGGAUGCGCGCCUGGUAA